AUGGCCAAACCGCAAAACCUGGAUAAGCUGGUGUUGUCCAUCCUGGCAACUGUGGUGGCGGUGACUGGCUUGUCCCUGAUCGUUGCCGGGUCGUUUGUCCCCAGGUGGGCCAAACCACUCAACGUCAGCAGAACCGACGCCAACACCACAUACAGCCUCUGGGGCAGGGAGGACUGCUACGGCCUCAUCUACUUCAGCAAGGUGCCAUCAUUGCUGUUUGUGGCCAGAGCAUUCAUCAUACCAUCGUUCUGUGCCGGCUUGAUCUGCAUCAUCCUCUACAUAGUCAAGAUCAUCGUGCUGGUGCUACGCCCGUCCUAUCGACGCAUUCACAUCAAGGCAGCAUAUUUGACAUUCUCUGCUGUGGCAGGUGUCUCUGCAGGUAUUGCUGUGGUGAUCUUUGUCACCAUGCUGGAGAGUGAAGUCUACGAGCUUCUUUGGGCCCCAGCGCUUCCAGGGGUUGGAGGCCUUCUCUUCAUUUGUAUCUCUAUAGGUGAGCUCCAUGUCUGUCAUUGUCACAAACACAAGUACACUUGUAUCUCUAUAGGUGAGCUCAGUGUCUGUCAUUGUCACAACACCAGUACAUUUGUAUCUCUAUAG
Molecule: messenger RNA, 597 nt
Organism: Candidula unifasciata
Lineage: Eukaryota; Metazoa; Mollusca; Gastropoda; Stylommatophora; Geomitridae
Source: the annotation of a GenBank genome assembly